Messenger RNA from Astyanax mexicanus (Mexican tetra), 2874 nucleotides. Its product is annotated as G-protein coupled receptor 183. Gene Ontology annotation, cellular component: membrane. The record is from RefSeq and is a predicted model, not a curated record. The transcript has 2 exons. Gene Ontology annotation, molecular function: G protein-coupled receptor activity. Bases 156 to 1094 code for a protein of 312 amino acids. NCBI's taxonomy places the organism in Eukaryota, Metazoa, Chordata, Actinopteri, Characiformes, Acestrorhamphidae. Gene Ontology annotation, biological process: positive regulation of Rho protein signal transduction; phospholipase C-activating G protein-coupled receptor signaling pathway.
GGUUCAUAAGUCCAUCCAAAAACCCUUCGUCCAUCGGACCCUUCCAGGCGGCUGGUGAGGUGGACGUGACGGCAGCUCUCUGCAGAGUAAGGAAGGAGAAGUUUUACUGACUUGCUGACUUAACCUUGAACGGUCGGAUCACCUCCACUGAAGCCAUGUGGAGCCGAUACAGCUUCUACCCCAGAACCAACAACACCCUCGACCCUACUUCAGCUCCAGAGUUGUCCAAUACCACACACAAGCACUUCAGUGUGUUUGAUGGCUGUGAGACCAUGGAGGCGGGCAUCAUCUUUGAUCUGGUUUUCCAGUCCUUUAAUAUAAUAAUCGGAUUUCCGGCCAACGUCCUGGUCUUAGCCAUCCUUAUCCGCAACCGGAACGAGCCCACCACUUCCGACAUCUUCCUGGGCUGCUUGGCAUUCAUGGAUGCCUACUUUGGGCUCAUGGUUCCCGUAAGCUUCCUCAACCUCUACUACUGGCAGAGCAAACAAGGCUGGAUGGCGCUGAAGUUUUCCUACGGUGUGAAGGACACCAGUGGACCGCUGUUCCUCUCGUGCAUCUGCCUGGACCGCUUUGUGGCCGUGCUCUUUCCCAUAGCCUUUGGACAACUCAAGGACAACAAGUACAGGAUCGGUCUGUCCAUUUUUGUCCUUUGUCUCACUUUCGCUUAUGCCGCGGCGAAAACCGUCGGAGGCCUCCCGAACUUCGAGAAGGUUUUCACGGGUGAGAUCCUGGCCAUCUUUGCCUGGAUGGUGGUGUGCAACCUGGCCAUUCUUUCGGCACUAAAGCGCUCGCGGGGAGCAGGGAAAGACGAGAUGCAUCCCAUGAAGAAAAAGGCCUUCAAGAUGGUGCUGUCUCUUCUGGCUAUUAUCGUCUGCAACUACUUACCUCUGGUGGCUCUGUUCCCCUUCCAGGAUCACUACACUCCACUGGACUUCACCUGCUACGUUCAGCCCGUGGGUUACGCCUUCCUGAACAUCAGCAGCACCAUCCAGCCCCUCGUCUACCUGUCACGCCUGGAGAAGCUGCCUUUCCUCCCUGAGUCUGUGCAGAAGGUUAUCUGCUGCAAAUUUAAAAAAGAGAACUCUGCAGCUUAAAGGAUUGAGCGAGGGUUCCCCACAGGACUGAGGGUGUGGUUUCAGAAGAUGAGUAGUUGAAAAGAUAAAGAUUAAUGGGAGAUCUCUAGUACAGUGGAUCUCUAGAAUAUGGGAUGAUAUUUUAUAUUUAUUUUAUUGGGUACGUUUCAUAUCAAUAGUUUAUAGCAGGGUCAGAUGUGGGACAGAUGUGGCAUGCAAGCAUGAAACAUCUGCGCCGUGAGGUUGUUUGAACUAUAAUGAACAAUUAUGAAAAAAUUAAUAAAUAAAUAAAUAAAAUGCUUCUCUGGCGAGCUUUUGUUUAUAUCCCUCCCCUGUCUCUCUCUGUCGCGCUUGCCGUGACUUUAGUUUCCGCCCUUUCUUGUUUUUCCGCCUGUUCUUAAGCUGCGUUUCUCCUCUGCUGUGUCCCAAUUCACUAGCCAAGGGAGUGGUAGUAUAUUGGGCCGCGACCCUGAAGACACGGGUUUGAUCCAUCAUAAGGAGCGGUGUGCUGCUUUGAAUUCAACUGUUCUGCAAUUGGGUUCAACAACCCUCUGGGCUGGAGAGCUACUAGUCUGUAGCACUACAUCCCAUUGCACUUCAUUUUGCAAAACAGUGAACUGCCAUUACAAUGUUUGGAAUAAAAAAGAUUGCUAAAAUACAAGCUGCCAUCUUGUUUGCAGUUGCACAGUAGAUAAAAAAUUAGAGCCAUAGCAUGUGCAGUAGAGAUGGGAGGCAAGGCCAUGUAACUGCAUAAACCCUGCCCGUAUUUCUUAUGCUUCUUUCAAAUCGUGUCUUGAGAUACGAUCUCUUCUCUGAUCUUAAUUGAUAAUAGUAAAACAUAUCAGACUCACUCUAGUGGAUGAAUUGCCAUGGUAAUCAGGUACCAAGAGUUUUUAGUUAACUGGGAAAAUCACCAGUGAGCUGGAAUUUACUAAAGGAAACUCUGAAGCUCGGCUCACUGGGAUAACUUAAUCAUUUUAAACUUUUUAGUUUCUAAUUACCAGUGAUGGUAUAGUUACUUUGAAAAAGUAAUCCGAUUACUGAUUACUGAUUACUCCUUUAAAAAGUAACUUAGUUACUUUAUGGAUUACUUGAUUUUAAAAGUAACUAAGUUACUUUACAAGUUACUUUAUUAGUGACUUUCAGCAGCUGCAGACACCACCUCCUGCCGCCUUAACAUAAACAUUAUAACCAGUUUUGCCAAUACUCCCUUUAUUGGAAAAUGCAUUUUUAACAGCAACAAUUUAUCUCUAUUAAGUUGAACUAUUUCCUAAAAAAAUAAGUUUUUUUUAAUAAAAAUAAAAAAUUAACUUUACAUAAAUAUUUUUUUUAUAAAAAAUAAAAUAUGGUCUUUCUUGAUUUUACUAAACAUAAAUACUUGUUUUUAUAAAAAAUAUAUAAAAUAAAGAAAGUCUUUCUUGACCUGACAUAUUUAACACUGUAAAACUGAACAUUGAACUUGUUGUUCUCUGCAGGGCAGCAAGGAGUGGUUUUAUAAAACAGAACCGUGUAUAUGGUCUAGACCAAGGAUCACAUAUUUGCAGACUGCGGUCUGGGUCCGGACCUACUGAGAAGGAUUUAAUUCUGACAGUGUUCAUUUGAAGCACCGGAACUUUUCUUCCCUUUAUAAAGAGAUAGUGAGCGGAAAACGGGCGGAAAACGAAAACGGGCGGAAACUAAAGACACGCCGAGCGCGCGAGAGAGAGACAGGGGAGAAAGCGAGACGCGUGUGAUUGGGGAAGAGCGGAGGGGGAAUGGGUAAGGGAGCGGUGUGUGUGUGUGUGUGUGUGUGGAGAGAGAG